AAGCUAAAAUAAACUUUGCAAAACGUUAUAAUAAACGAGUUGUAGUUAUCAAAGUGCCUAUGAAAUCACUGCUCAUUUUCUUUAAACGUUUUAAACCAGUAAUGGAACCAGCUUCUUUACGAGCAUGUGGAAUCUUUGGAUGUGCACUUUUGUUUUCUCGAGCAAAUGGAUCUGGAGUGCGGAACAGUUACGUAACCCGCGGAAAAGAGAUGCAUCUUCGUGGUAAGAUGCUGGGGAAAUCUGUUGAGAUACGAGAGAGAAACACAGAGAGACUUUGUGGUGGUUGGAAAGAGGUGUGUCGGACUUCUUGAACAACGUUGGUGGAGGAGGAACGAAUGGUUCGGAUCGGAUCCGAGAGCGAGCAGCCGAUGUUUGUUCCACGGAAAGCGGUUUCGAUGCUUUCGUAAAUGAGAGAAUUGUACGUAAUUACACCUGCCGCUCAAAACUGGUUUCCACCUUCCUCCUGGUCUACGGCAUAACUGCAUAUCGCGAGUUGGAGUCGUGGAGCUCACCGGUUCCUUUUUUUUGUUACCUGUCGCACCGCAAACGGCGUGAAAGAAGAGCGGACGGAAGGAAGGGACAACAGAUAUACGCCACUUUGAUAAUACACCGCGAUUACGAAUGCGCCGCGCGCGAUAACGGCAAGAUAAGGCAGCACUUAAGUAUGAUAAGUUGGUCUCCUCGGAGGUGAAACAGUGGCAAAGUACAUCCCGUAUACACCUAGUGAUUUUUUUUCUUGUGGACAGUACCUUAAAGGAAUAUGUUCAAGAAGAAUAGACCCAAAGCACCUCCAGCUCCUUCCGCUGAGUACGACAACAACAACGGCGGCUCCAGAUACCCACCUCCGCAGAGCAAUGGCAAAUCAUCAUCCUCCGCAUCCAAAGGCACGAAGCUGGUAUUCAAUUGCCAACUAGCAGAUGGAAGUCCCACGGGCUUCGUGUCAGGAUUUUCCAACGUCAAGGAACUCUAUGAGAAAAUCGCUGAAGAAUUCGAUAUUCCCACGUCAGAGAUAUUAUUUUGCACACUGAACACUUAUAAACUGGAAAUGAAGGAGUUGUUGGCUGGACAAAUAGGCUUAGAAGACUUUAUAUUCGCACACAGGAAAGGUAGAGCAAAGGAGGUGGAAUUGGUGAAAUCGGAGGAUGCGCUCGGUCUGACGAUCACUGAUAACGGUGCCGGUUUCGCCUUCAUCAAAAGAAUCAAAGAUGGUUCUGUUAUAGACAAAAUUCUUCACAUUCACGUUGGUGAUCACAUAGAGAAGUUGAAUGGAGUGGAUAUGGUCGGGAAGAGGCAUCAUGAGGUUGCGAAGAUGUUGAAAGAGAUUCCUCUGGGAAGUAGAUUCACCAUCCGUUUGGUCGAACCUCUGAGGUCGGGCUUCAACAGUAUCGGUCCGAAAACCGGAAGAGGAAACGGAAAGAAGAAUAUUGGUAACGGAAAGGGCACGUUGAGAUUCAAAGCUGACGGAAACGCUGAAAUCGUUGAACAGAAUGAUCAGGUUGAGUUGGGUAUAGAGAAGAUCAACAGCAUCUUGGAGAGUUACCUUGGCAUCAACGACUCUGAAUUGGCUAGGCAGAUCUGGGAUAUGGCUGAGAACAAGCUCAGCUCGAUGGACUUUGCGACGGCGAUCGAUGAUUCCGAUCUGGAGACGUUCGGAUUCUCCGAUGAGCUGAUCAUCGAAUGCUGGGGCGUCUUCACCGACGCGAGAGACGGCAGGCUCAAAUAAGAAUUAAAUUUAAGUUGUUGUUUUUUUUUGUAUUUGAAAUUUCAAAUGUGCCAGACAAUGUAUUAUUAAAUAUUUGUAUAUCGUUUCGUUGCGCCGCCAAAAUUCCGAAAAAAAAAACCUAACACGUGGAACGUGCCCUUUCUCUACAUUCCUACAGCUUCUAAUCUUUAAAUUUUAAGACUUAUUGUACUUUACACUUUUUCUUAUACAUGCAAUAACAGAUUCUUCAGAGUAGCUAAGUUCUAUUAGAACUGUGUGCAAUAUUGUUUUUUUUAUAAAAUAAAAUAUACAUAGUGUAGUAAA
Messenger RNA from Nicrophorus vespilloides, 2026 nucleotides. It is a transcript of the gene kermit, whose product is annotated as PDZ domain-containing protein GIPC3. Lineage: Eukaryota; Metazoa; Arthropoda; Insecta; Coleoptera; Silphidae. The record is from RefSeq and is a predicted model, not a curated record. The coding region runs from base 761 to 1723 and encodes 320 amino acids. The transcript has 5 exons. Gene Ontology annotation, molecular function: protein binding.